AUGGCAGUCAUCAAGUCAUCCUCGCUCUUAAUCGUGGGUGCAGGCACCUGGGGCACAUCGACUGCACUCCAUCUAGCCCGCAGAGGCUACACAAACGUGACCGUUCUCGAUCCCUAUCCCGUUCCUUCAGCGAUAUCGGCUGGAAAUGAUGUCAACAAGAUCAUCUCCUCGGGUCAAUACAGCAACAAAAAGGACGAGAUCGAGAUCAAUGAGAUACUCGCUGAGGAAGCUUUCGACGGCUGGAAGAACGACCCUUUAUUCAAGCCACACUACCACGAUACCGGACUGCUCAUGUCAGCCUGCACCAAUGAGGGUCUUGACCGGCUUGGAAUCCGUGUUAGACCGGGCGAGGACCCCAACAUCGUGGAGGUCACGCAGCCCGAUGAGUUUCGUAAAUUGGCCCCUCCAGGUGUUCUUCAGGGAGACUUUCCUGGUUGGAAAGGCUACUUCACCCGUUCUGGGGCUGGCUGGGCUCACGCUCGCGAUGCUCUUGUGGCUGCAGCUAGAGAGGCUCAGAGAUUAGGCGUGCGGUUCGUGACGGGGACUCCGCAAGGGAGAGUGAUCACUUUGAUCUUCGAGAAUAACGAUGUGAAGGGCGCCGUCACGGCAGACGGUAAGGUCUGGCGCGCGGAACGUACAUUCCUUUGCGCUGGUGCCAGCGCUGGCCAAUUCCUUGACUUCAAAGAUCAACUUCGCCCGACCGCGUGGACCCUGGUUCAUAUCGCACUUGAGCCAGAAGAACGCGCGCUAUAUAAGAACAUUCCAGUCAUUUUCAACAUCGAGAGGGGCUUCUUCUUUGAGCCAGACGAAGAGCGUGGGGAGAUCAAGAUCUGCGACGAACAUCCUGGGCAUACGAAUAUGGUGCACUUUGCCAAUGGGACUGCGAUGAGUAUCCCCUUCGAGAAGACUCAAGUUCCCCUUGAGGCCGAGAUAAGAGUAAGGGCGUUGCUCUCUGAAACAAUGCCUCAGUUGGCGGACCGCCCAUUCAGCUUUGCCAGAAUCUGCUGGUGCGCUGACACCGCUAACCGCGAGUUUCUUAUUGAUCAACAUCCGCAGUAUCAAUCUCUCAUCUUAGGCUGCGGUGCUUCUGGCAGAGGCUUCAAAUAUCUUCCUUCAAUUGGGGGUCUGAUUGUCGAUACUAUGGAAGGAAAGGUCCCGCAGAAGAUUCGUGAAAUAAUCAGAUGGAACCCUGAGAUUGCUGCCAAUCGGGACUGGAGAGAUACACUCGGAAGAUUCGGGGGCCCUAACAGUGUAAUGGACUUCCAUGAGGUCAAAGAUUGGACAAAUGUACAGUAUAGGAACAUCUCCUCUUUAUAG
Messenger RNA from Aspergillus clavatus NRRL 1, 1317 nucleotides. Its product is annotated as NAD(P)/FAD-dependent oxidoreductase. The record is from RefSeq and is a predicted model, not a curated record. The transcript has 2 exons. Lineage: Eukaryota; Fungi; Ascomycota; Eurotiomycetes; Eurotiales; Aspergillaceae. Gene Ontology annotation, molecular function: sarcosine oxidase activity; saccharopine oxidase activity; flavin adenine dinucleotide binding. Bases 1 to 1317 code for a protein of 438 amino acids.